Messenger RNA from Eremothecium sinecaudum, 1836 nucleotides. RefSeq names its product septin SHS1 (gene SHS1). The record is from RefSeq and is a predicted model, not a curated record. Gene Ontology annotation, cellular component: septin complex; cytosol; cell division site. Lineage: Eukaryota; Fungi; Ascomycota; Saccharomycetes; Saccharomycetales; Saccharomycetaceae. The transcript has a single exon. The coding region runs from base 1 to 1836 and encodes 611 amino acids. Gene Ontology annotation, biological process: cellular bud neck septin ring organization; protein localization to bud neck; actomyosin contractile ring assembly. Gene Ontology annotation, molecular function: GTPase activity; molecular adaptor activity; GTP binding.
AUGGCAUCUGUUCAUUACCCUAAUAAUCCUCCUGCUGCAUUGUUUCGGAGGAAGAAGGAACAGAAACGUGGUAUUACUUUUAGUGUGUUAUUAGUUGGUUCAAGUGGUACAGGUAAGACUACGUUUGCGAACAAUUUGUUGGAUUCGACUAUUUUUGAGCAUAGGUUUCAACCAGAUAUUCCUCGUUAUGAAAAUCCAAUGGUUAAGUUGAUCAAUCCUACUAAGGUGGUGACAUUCAAUUCGAAGAGUGGAUUUCCUUCCUCUAUGACACCGUUCGAUCCAGUUAGCGCACACUUGGAGCCCGGUAUAACGCUUACUUCUACAUCUGUUGAAAUUACAACCGAUAGUACUUCAGAUGAUCCAAGAGAUAAGAUGUGUUUUAAUCUUACUGAUACACAUGGCCUUGGAGAUAAUUUGGACAAUGAGAUAUGUUUUGAUGAAAUCGUUGCCUACUUGGAACAACAAUUUGAUCUUGUUCUUGCGGAAGAAACCCGUGUCAAAAGAAACCCUCGAUUUGAAGAUGGCCGUGUUCACGCAGCGCUUUACUUUAUUGAACCUACUGGUCAUGGAUUGCGUGAAUUGGAUAUAGAGAUCAUGAAACGGUUGUCACGUUAUACUAAUGUGUUGCCUAUUAUUUGCAGGGCCGAUUCGUUCACUGCAGAGGAAUUGCAAGUUUUUAAGAAGAAUAUCUUGGAAGACAUAGAGUAUUAUAAUGUGCCCGUUUACAAAUUCGAAGUCGACGAAGAUGAGGAAGACGUUGAAACAAUAGAAGAAAUCAAAAAUCUUGCAAGCCUGCAGCCAUUUGCAGUGGUUUGCUCUGAUGUAAAAAAUGCUAGUGGGAAAUAUGUGAGAUCUUAUCCAUGGGGUGAUGUAUUGGUUGAUGACAUGGGGGUUUCUGAUCUCCGUGUGCUAAAAAAUGUUCUCUUUGGUACUCACUUGCAGGAGUUCAAGGAUACCACACACAAUUUGCUGUACGAAAAUUACCGUGCAGAGAAAUUGUCUUCGAUUUCUGAAUGGGAGGACCCAAGACGAGCCAGUAAACAUAACAAUAGCGCUGGACGGUAUUCUUCUACUCCUUCAUUGAGUAAUUUUGCAUCUUUAGUUAAUUCUGGGAACUUUACCUCGCAGCAAUCACUGAAUUCGAUACCAAAUAUGGAUAACCCUCCUUUAACACCAAAUAUGGAUCCAGAAGCAGUAAACAAAGAUGAAGAAUCUCCACUAAGGAAAUUAUCUGUCACCAUAAGACGUGAGAACGAAGAAAUUAUUAAAAAUAUCAAAAACUCUCCUAAGAGCGCUGACUCAACAUCCCGGGACAAAUCUAAGUUAAGGAACAUAUCGGAGACUCUUCCAUAUGUACUAAGACACGAGCGGAUAAUUUUGAAGCAGCAAAAGCUAGAAGAAUUGGAGGCUCAGUCUACCAGAGAGUUGCAAAAGCGUAUUCAUGAGUUAGAGAAAAAAGCUAUGGAACUAAAAUUAAAGGAAAAACUGUUGAAACAAAGAAAUUCUAGCACAUCAAGCAAUAACCCCUCUAAUGAUAGCAGAGUGACAUCUGAACAAACAAAUGGCACUGAAGAACCUGCUGCUACAACCAUUGCUAAUACCAAUGCAACCAAUGGAACCGACGGAGCCAACGGAGCCAACGGAGCCAACGGAACCAACACAACCAACACAACUAACGCAACCAACGCAGCCAAUGCAACCAAUGCAACCAACUCUGUAUCAAAUUCUGCAGAACUUACUGUUUCCGGACUUCCCUCAGCGUUGCCCACGUCGUCGACACAUGUUGCAGCUGACUCAGGAACUGCUAUUAAUCCCGUGAAUAACACUGAUAACUAG